GUCCGGAGGUCCGACGACUCAAGCUUAUUAUUCUUGUCUGCUGACUCUUCUAAGGCAUCUACUGGCCUCCGAGCUAUAAUUUGUUCUCAAAAGUGCUCCGUUUGCUUCGCACGCACACUGAAGAAGAGCAUCGAAUACUCGGAGAGUUUGGUCGUCACCGCUCAUUGUCACUUCAGAACGCAACAGCGAACAUGCGGCUCGUUCACUUGCUUCCAGAGCCCUCCAUUUCUAGGCAGGACUGCAACAUGUUGCAGCACCUUGCAGACACCCUCGCUGGACAUAACAUCUCUCAGUACAAUACUCUCGUGAAAACUAAAGAUGGCCGUGCCGAUCCUCAGCGGUGGCGCGAAGUUCGACGCCGAGGCAAUGUGCGCAUCUACAGUGAGCGCUAUACGUCUACAGCACAGUGUCCAGCAACACCCCAGCUUCUACUAUUAGGCACUGUCGAGGGCAAGUUAGAGGAGAUCAUGUAUGGGGCAGUGGCUACCACGGACGAGGCCAUGAGGAUUCAGUCUGCCUGCACGAAGGACAAUGUUCGAGAUAGCAAGGUUCUUUACGAGAUCGUUCAGCCCAGCUUCCACGACCCGUUCCGUACCGUCGCCGUGAAAUGGCGGCUCUACGAAGGGCGCGACUAUGUAUCGCUCGAUGCAACAGGAAUCACUCAAGUCCGUGGAUAUGAACGAGUUGGGUAUAGCAUUUCACACUCGGUGGCACUGUCGGAUAUCCCAAGCUUCGAGAGAUCGCAUGGCAUUGAGCGAGGAAACAUGUCCGUGUGUGCACUGUACCGCCAAAAGACGCCCAAUACAGUGGAGUGCUAUGUGCGCGGCUUCUUCGACUUCAACACAAAAAACGAGGUGCUCAAGAACAUGUCACUUCAGACCAUCGCGACGCAGUGGUCGGCAUACGCACGAAAGAAUACGUGCGCUCUAGCCAAAAAAUUAUCCUGGAGAGUGCGCAAGAAUUGCGGGUGGAGCUCUCAAUCUUCUCGAACGUACUCAUUCGCCGACGACUUGGACGACUUCGUAGCCAGACAACGACCAGCAAGUUCUAACGAGCCUACUCGAUGUUCCGUGUGCCACAAAGCCUCCAGUUUCUUGGUGUCGAUUCGACGGACUUGCACUAGCUGCGAGCUGCCAGUUUGCUCUAAGUGCGUCGUCAAGAAAACCGUAGUGGCACUCGCACCCGACCAACACACGAUACUGGAGCGAAAACGCUCGUUCUGCGUGUCAUGCAUGAAUGCAGUGGAGAGCUGCGACGUGAUGUCCAUCGCGAGGGAAGAACUUGUGCGUCAGUUAGAAGAAGAGAACGAUGAAGACAUCGAUGCCUACUGGGCUCGACUAUCGUCCAUGACGGUCAACUCCAGCUGCUACUCGAGCAUCGCGUCACGACAAAGCAGUUUGACCAGCAGCUACGGCAGCUUCAACUUGGCUGAAAUCUUCAACCGACCAAGUCUCAUCGGUCGCGGUGGCAGCGACCUCGCAUAAGUCAAUUAGGCCUAUACCAGCAUCGUGCUCGAUGAAGAAGAGCAUGAAACUAAAGGAGGAAUGAGUUAAAGUAGUAAGCAGCACCGAUGGAAGUGCUACAAAAUGAGAAAACGAGUCAACUUUCGUACUUUAAUGUUUGCUCCAAAAUGUCAUUAAUCUAAAUUGUGACC
Messenger RNA from Phytophthora nicotianae INRA-310, 1654 nucleotides. RefSeq lists its product as hypothetical. The transcript has a single exon. The record is from RefSeq and is a predicted model, not a curated record. NCBI's taxonomy places the organism in Eukaryota, Oomycota, Peronosporomycetes, Peronosporales, Peronosporaceae. The coding region runs from base 192 to 1484 and encodes 430 amino acids.